AUGGCUACCCGCCUUGCCCAAAGAGUCUUUCGGAACCUUGGACGCGUCGAUCCGCCCGGCACCGGAGGCGCGUGGGCUGCUGAGUUCUUAAUUCGACCCAACAGCACCAGUGAGGAUUGUUUGACGCUCAAUAUCUGGACCCCGGCCAAUUCGUCCAAGGCCCUCCCGGUUGUUGUCUGGAUUCACGGCGGUGGAUUCGGUGCGGUAUCGUACUUUCCUUUCAUAUUCACCUCGUCCGCAGUUUGUCUUCUGGACCAGCGGUUAGCUACUGAAUGGGUGCGGGACAACAUCGCACAGUUUGGCGGUGAUCCCGAGCGCAUUGUUCUCUGGGGUCAGAGUGCUGGAGCCGCAUCGGUCUCGUAUUAUCAGUACGCCUACUCCGACGACCCCAUUGCCAUUAGCUUCGUCAAAGACUCAGGGUCACCAUUUAUCCCGAUCGGAAGUACCGAUGCAGUACACGGCAACUUCUCUUCCCUUGCAGCCGCAUUCGGAUGUCAAGAGGAAGAGCUUAACUGCUUGAGGGAGGUUCCUUUCCGGAAAAUACAAAAGUAUCUCGAUCAAGCCGGUAAUUUGACAUUCAACGUUAUUGUAGACGAGAAGACCAAGUUUUCUGACUACGAAAAUCGGACUCUGGAUGGGAAAGUUGCCAAAGGCGUAAGUGUCAACCCCAUCCAGGCACGUAGCAGCCAUAUUGACUUUGUCAUCGGGAAGCCCUCGAUCGUUGGCUCGACCAGAGAUGAAUGGAACUUCGCCGGCAGCUCUACCAUUCCCCCAACAAAUGGUUCCGACGUGGUCCCCGACAACCUAUUCGGCUGCCCAGCACAAUACGAGACUAGCCUGCGAAACAUAGCUGGUCUCAAGACCUACCGCUACAUGUAUUCCUCCAACUUCACCAACAUCAUGCCCGGAGGCCAGGGUGCCUUUCAUUCCGCAGAACUUCCGCUUAUCUUUGGAACACAUGACAUUGCUCGUCAGAACUCCACAGAGUUCGAGUAUGAAGUCAGCGAGGAGAUGCAGGACUUGUGGUUGUCAUUCAUCAUCGACCCUGAAGAUGGACCGGUUACUGAAGGCUGGGAAGCGACGCCGCUCGGAGGCCUUGAGACACUGCAAACAGGUAUUGAUAUUGGGUAUAAUGGCUCUGUUGUACAGCCGUUCUCUUGGAGUUCCUGGCAGACCGCGUGCGUCCGCGGUGUUGUUGCCUGA
Colletotrichum fioriniae is the source of this 1203-nucleotide messenger RNA. Lineage: Eukaryota; Fungi; Ascomycota; Sordariomycetes; Glomerellales; Glomerellaceae. The record is from RefSeq and is a predicted model, not a curated record.